GGGACCAGGACUGGCAAGAGAGCCUCGGGACCGGCACCCCCGAGACUCCCGGACCGGCACCGCCAGGAGACCCCCGUGAAAAGGGACCCCCGAGAGCCCCCCGGCCAUGGCGGGGGGCAAGGCGGGGCCCCGGCGGCGGCCCAUGACCUUGGCCGAGGCGGGCCCGGGCACCGAGAACGAGCGGCUCGGGGUGAUCCGGCUCAGCAUGUUCGAAAACCCGCUCAUCAUCAAGCAUGAAGUGGGGAAGCCUCUGCGAAACUGCUACUCCCUGCCAGGCCUUGACUUUACCUAUGGGAUGUACGUGCACAAGAGAGAUGGAGGAGUUGCUGAAGCCAUAGGCCACUGGGACUCAAUAAAGCCCAGGAACGUCCUGGGCCCCGGGAAAAAGAUCAUGCCCAGGGACUUCCUCACCAUGGACCGCGGGGCCGUGAAGGCCGGUUGUACCACAGCCCGCGAGUUCGGCCUCUACUACAAGUUCAUGGACAUUCGGUUAAAAGAUGAGAACAGAUUCCUCAGUUGGGUUCCCAAAAUCCCAGACAUGACUUUCGGCAGGCCAGCACGGCCUUCCACUCCCAUUUAUGACAUCAUCCAACACAGAUACAAGGAGAUGUGGAUGGAGCGCCAGAGAGCCCGGACAAGAGUCCAGAAAAUCGAAAAGAAAAAGCUGGACCAGGUGCGUGGCAAUCGCACCACGUACCUGCGCACGCACCCACCCCCGGUCAAGGAGGAGUCCUUCUGGCACCCAGCCCGCUUUGAGAAGGCUGAGCCUCAUCUCAGUACUUUUCCAGACCCUGAAGCUCGUGAAAAGGCACUCAGUGCCUCCCAUUGAGAAGUGCCUGCCAUAGGUGCUGCCCUUCCCCAGAGCACCCACUCAUCACAGACCGUGCUGGGCACUGCCUUGUGACCCCACACAGACUUUCUCUCAGGUUUUACAGAGUUAUGCUAAUGCAGAUACAGCCAAAUAAAGCACAAAUAUAACAGGAGUGA
Chiroxiphia lanceolata (lance-tailed manakin) is the source of this 987-nucleotide messenger RNA. It is a transcript of the gene CFAP77, whose product is annotated as cilia and flagella associated protein 77. Bases 107 to 829 code for a protein of 240 amino acids. The record is from RefSeq and is a predicted model, not a curated record. Lineage: Eukaryota; Metazoa; Chordata; Aves; Passeriformes; Pipridae. The transcript is spliced from 6 exons.